Colletotrichum graminicola M1.001 is the source of this 201-nucleotide messenger RNA. RefSeq lists its product as uncharacterized. The coding region runs from base 1 to 201 and encodes 66 amino acids. Lineage: Eukaryota; Fungi; Ascomycota; Sordariomycetes; Glomerellales; Glomerellaceae. The record is from RefSeq and is a predicted model, not a curated record. The transcript has 2 exons.
AUGUACAUCACAGGCUGCCACCAUCACUCCAUCGAUAUUCUGCUGCCGCCUGAACUAGCAAACGCCGCCCGGAAGGUCGUUCCAACGGUGCCAAGAAUGCAACCAACCCGGCUGGUCUGGCCAAGGGUGGAGAGGUAUGGCAUGACAGGCGUUUUGGCUGGCCUCCAGUCAAUCCAUGGCAAGGUUUGGUACCUCGCCUAG